This is a messenger RNA of Leptosia nina, 1644 nucleotides long. The record is from the annotation of a GenBank genome assembly. Lineage: Eukaryota; Metazoa; Arthropoda; Insecta; Lepidoptera; Pieridae.
AUGGCGCAAGAAUUAAAGGAAUUAUGUAAUUUAAUAUUUCCUGAUUCAGCCUCAGAAAAUGCCGACUACUUCGCUGAUAUAUCGGAUUAUAUUAGAAAAACAGGGUCAAAUAGUUGGGAGCAAAUUUCAAAGGAGCCAGAGAGACUGAAUGAUGAAAUGAAGCAUUUGACUGAACAGACACAGGAACUGGCUUUUACCAAUUACAAAACUUUUGUAGAAACAGCUGAGAUAUCCAGAACCAUUAUGAAACAUCUUGGCAAGUCUAAGGACUCUAUUGCUAAUUUCCUUGAAAUAACACCAGAUUUUGUGAAGGAAUGUGAGAAGUUUUCACAAGUUGCCUCAGAUAUCAUACAAGACAAAAAGCAAUACAGCAACAUAAGAAAUGAGAGUGAUAAGCUACUUGAAUUACUAGAGUUACCGUCUUUGAUGAGGGAAGCACUAAAUUCUGAAGAUUAUGAAAGUGCUUUGGAUAUAUUUACCUUUGUUCGUAAUUUGUCCAAAAGAUAUUCAAAUAUACCAAUUGUGCAGAACACAACCUCUGAAAUUAUGACCUUGUGGUAUGAAACCUUAUACCACUUAUUCAACCAGCUUCAUUAUGACUUACCUUUACCACAGUGCUUGCAAAUUUUGGGAUAUUUACGUAGAGCAAACAUAGUAUUCAAAUCAACUGAAGAAGACCACAAUUAUAUGGGAAGCAAAAAUGCUUCAUCAGAUGGAUUACAUUUACAUUUUUUAAAGGCAAGAAAUGCUUGGUUUGAAAAAGCUCUUGAAGAUGCAAAAACAACUGAAUCUCCUGAUAGGUUAUUGAGGAGGAUAGUUGAAUUACACAGGAUACACCUGUUUAAUGUUUUAACACAACACAAAUCAAUAUUCUUAUCCGAUUCACAAGAGUCCAAAGUCAGAGAUGAUGAAAUAAGUGGAACAAGUGCUUUGUCUUCUUGGUUAAAACAAAAGGUGGAAGAACUAGCCAGGACACUAGACCAAAAUAUCUAUAAAGAGGAUGAAUCGAGUUUUGAAUCGCUUUUAAACCAGUGCAUGUACUUGUGUUUGUCAUUUGGCAGAGUUGGGGCUGACUUAAGAUGUGUAUUGACACCUUUAUUUAGAAACAAUGUUCUGGCUCAAUUCAACAAUGGCUUAGAAAAAGCAGAUAAUCAGUUUGAGCAUUAUAUGAAGUCAUACAAAGUUUCGAGUAUUAAAAACAUCCCCAGGCCGAUAAAUGAAAGUAUGCCAUCGGGGCCACCAGAAAUAUUAUUGGAUUACUAUCCAUUAGCUGAAUAUUGUAAUGGUCUAUUGAAUGUCCUCAAUUCAAUACGAGUCACUGCACCACUAAAUAUUGUUAAAAACGUUUAUAACAGUUUCAUAAAAUCUUUGGAAAAAGCGGUCCAAAUCAUGGUAGCAUUUUAUCACAGAGAGCAACAAGCAUUCACUGACAUAGAGAGGCAAAAUUAUGUAUCGUUUUGUGUCUGUUUCACAGAUGACUUGGUUCCUUAUAUGUCCAAAUGCUUGUCUUUAUCAUUUCCUCUGAUGCAAAUAGCUGAAUGUUUGGGGAUAACACUCACUGUUCUGCAGGAGAGUAAAAUUUUGCAUAUAGAUCAACAUGCAAUAUGUCAACCGUUACACAGUAUUACAGGUGUAGAAAUAUAG